GUUGCGUAAAUACCAAAUGUUCGCGCCAGAACACUUGGUAAAUUCGCACUCUACUGCAUCAGUGGUGCUGCGACUGACGCGCACCCUGAUAGUCAACUCCCCGAGGCAGAUAGACGAUUACGCGCCAACCGGCACAAUUAAUCUACACGCGGUGGCUAACUACACGUGCUCAGUAUUUAUAAAGUGUUCAUAACGGAAUUCCAAUUAUCCAGUGCAUCUUGUACAAAUCUACUCAACAACUCAUCCAGGACAAUUCUCCACCAUCGGAAAUUCAGAUUCAUCAAUCAUGGGUGACGAUAAGGACUCGUCAACAUCUACUCCAGCGGAUACUCCCCAAGAGGAAACUCCACAUCAUUCAAGGACGCCUAUCAUCCAGAUCGAUCAUCAGAAUCCCAAGCUCCCACUUGUGAAUCCUGCUGAUGCCAACAAGGAUCACAUCAUCGAAUCCGACACCACUGAUGGCGAGAAUCCCAAGGACUCGCUGCUCAGCUCGCAAGAUUCCAAAAAACGUGGACGCAAGCGCUCAACAAAGGCUUGCGAACUUGAUCUCAAGGUCAGUGGGCAAUUGUCGAGAUUGAAGCUCAUCUCUGAUAUCGAAGCGACGGCUUCAUCACUCACCACUGCUGAAGGCCUGUCGUCACUCAAGGCUCGCAUGGAGGUGCUCACUCAAGAAUGGCAACAGUUUUCAUUAAUCCAUGACCAUUUAGCCUCCAAUGCCACUGAAGAAUUUCUCCAACAUCCAUACAUCAAGGACGGCACCUUUGAUGUAUCAUACAGAUCUUACAUUGGGGCUCGCACAGCUUUAAGCACUCUCAUUCAUCAACUAGAUGCUCCAGCUCAACCCAUUCCAGCUCAACAAGUUGCACCACGAGUUCCUCAUCGUGUGGCCCUGCCUCCACUGAACAUCAAUCACUUCUCUGGUGAUUACGCCAAAUGGCCAGAGUUCAGGGAUAUGUUCACCUCAAUUGUCAUCAAUUGUGAAGGUCUUCAAGAUGUCGAGCGUCUCCACUACCUAAAGACUCAUUUAACAGGACAGGCAGCUCAAUUAAUAGCUAGUACACCAAUGUGCAAUGAGAACUUUGCAAGUGCAUGGGCUGCAAUUCAGAAGAGGUACGAUGUUCCUCGUCUACUAGUCUCAGCACAAUUGGACAAAUUAUUAAAUUUACCAACUUUGACAUCGAAGUCUGCCAAGCAGCUCUACUCAAUCAUCGAUCAGACCCAUGAAGCGAUCAGUGCACUCGUCGCUCAACAAGUCAAUCUUUGUGCCGGAGAUUGCUACCUUCUAACUCGACUCAUCAUAUCGAAACUGGAUCGAUCAACCCGAGAAGCAUGGGAAUUAUCAUUGGGAUCAUCAGUGGAAUUUCCAUCUCUCUCACAGCUUCGUCAAUUCUUGACUGAACGCGCUCGAGCUCAAGAACGGUACGAGGAGAGUACCAACAAGCCUGGCGAUCAACAGAGGUCAAGUCACUCCAGCUCAAGAUCCACCGCCAAGGCCAUCAAGGGCACAGCACACGCCCACAUGGCUACUUCAAGCACUCAAGGCUCAACGGUGAGUCCAGCGUCUCAUGCAGAAGGGAAAAGGACUCCAGUGGCUCAAUACCCAUGUGACCUGUGCAAGGGAGACCAUUACGUGGUCAGGUGUGAUCAAUUCGGCAGGAUGACACCACAAGAGCGGAUUCAAGUGGUGGAUCAAUUCAGACUGUGUCCAAACUGCCUUGGACACCACCGAGUCGAAACAUGCAAGUCUCGGUUCAGAUGUAAAGUCUGUCAAGGCAUUCAUCACUCGAUGAUUCACCCAGAUGGAUCAAUCACAUCAACUUCAACCACUUCGGCUCAACAACAAUAAAAUA
This is a messenger RNA of Cotesia glomerata, 1850 nucleotides long. RefSeq lists its product as uncharacterized. NCBI's taxonomy places the organism in Eukaryota, Metazoa, Arthropoda, Insecta, Hymenoptera, Braconidae. The coding region runs from base 287 to 1846 and encodes 519 amino acids. The record is from RefSeq and is a predicted model, not a curated record. The transcript is spliced from 2 exons.